Messenger RNA from Hyaloscypha bicolor E, 1992 nucleotides. Its product is annotated as cytochrome P450. The transcript has 5 exons. The coding region runs from base 323 to 1864 and encodes 513 amino acids. Gene Ontology annotation, molecular function: heme binding; oxidoreductase activity, acting on paired donors, with incorporation or reduction of molecular oxygen; monooxygenase activity. Lineage: Eukaryota; Fungi; Ascomycota; Leotiomycetes; Helotiales; Hyaloscyphaceae. The record is from RefSeq and is a predicted model, not a curated record.
CACACACACUGCUCAGUGGUGCGUAGCGACACGGACGCCCGAGACGGGCGUCCGUGGUGUUUGUACUACGGAUGCGCGAUUAAUGGGCGCGCAUGUCUCUCAGCCCGGCGGAUCUGCGGCGAUACUGCGUACAGAGUUUUGGUGGGGAUCCCGAUGUGCAAACUCCGUAAUGAGAGCGGUGCGGGAUUUCUGGUGACACAAUGAGAUUUUACUUAUAGCGGUGAUCUUAUAGGGAUAUCCGGUGAGAUUCGGAUUUUUCUUUCCUUCUCAUAUACCAGGUGUUCCUCCCAAUCCCGGUUACCGUGUGCGAAGGUUUGAGAAAAUGGCACUUCUACUAUCAUUCAGCCCUGCGGUACUGGGCAUCGCUGUAGUAGCAGUUCUCUUGAUAUUUCUGCUCUUUCGAAAACCAAAACUCCCUCCGGGGGUCAAGAGACUUCCCGGGCCCAAAGGAAUUCCAAUUCUCGGCUCCGUCCCCGAUCUCCCCGCAAAACACUCAUGGCUUCAAUUUUACGCCUGGACCAAGCAAUACGGACCGAUAUGCCAAGUGCAGCUGGGGCCCGACACCUGCGUCUUGGUCGCAUCUCCUAAGGUUGCCGAGGACUUGCUGGUCAAACGCGCGGCGAAAUAUUCUGGAAGAGUACACUUUCCUGCCAUUUGGGGUGACUGUGCGACUGAUGGGCAUUAUCUGCCUCUGAUGACAAACUGCGCGGAUCAGAAGCGCAUAAAGAAUUUUACGAGGAAACUCACGUCUAGCCUGCCGAGAGCGCACUUGAGCAAAGUGGCCUCCGAACAAACCAAAAUUUUCGUCCUGAAACUCCUCGAGGAUCCGUUGAAUUUCGGAACUCUGCUGGAGAGGUGUUGUGGAGGGAUAUCGUCGACGAUAGCAUGGGAUCGCACAAGCCCCGAGGUGGCAAAAGCGACGGUGUCGACGUCGCUCGGGUUGCUAGAAGUUAUCUCGCCGGAAGCAAUCCAGAACAAACUCCCAUUUCUUGAAAAGAUUCCUUUGUGGGUACCGGAUUUCCUACAACCGUGGCGUGUUAAGGAGAUAGGAAGAGUGACUCGCGAGCGCGAUUUCUGGUUUGGACAGCGAGCGCAAGCGAGGGCGCGCAUUGAGGAGGAGAAAGGGGAGUACUCGUGGACAAGGGAGUCGUUGAAGGAUGGCACACUAGAGGAGGAGGAGAAGGCGUAUACGGUGGGCAUGAUGACCCUUAUUGCGAGCGUGCUGGAAUCUUCGCCGAUUCAGGGGUUGGUGGUCGCGUUGUGUAUGUUUCCAGAGUGGCAGAAGAGGGGGCAGGAGGAGGUGGAUUUGGUUUGUGGGGACAGGAUGCCAAUGGCGGAAGAUAUUCAGAAGUUGCCUGUCGUGAGGGCUUUGAUUAGGGAGAUUUUUAGAUGGAGAAGUCCAGUGCCGUUUGGUGUCCCUCAUAUGCUUACAGAGGAUGAUAUUUAUGAGGGCUAUCAUAUCGCGAAAGGAAGUGUGGUGUUUGCUCUCGAGUGCGCAAUGUCACGAGACGAAGCUUUAUAUCCCGACGCAGAGAACUUUAGGCCUGAGCGCUGGCUGGACCCGCUGUACCCGACAUACAAAGAACCACUAACCCACCAUCCACAACUCAAGAACAACUCAUCCUUUGGGUGGGGAAAACGACAAUGCCUUGGGCUGGACUACAGCGAAAUAGUGCACGUGACCAUCGUUGCUACGAUGCUGUGGAGCUGUAACAUCCAGAAGAAGGUUGAUGAGAAAACAGGAUUGGAGAUUGAAUUGCCAUGGAUGGAUUAUAGUCCUUUUGUGAUUGUGAAGCCGAAUCCCACACCGUUAGACAUAAAACCCCGGGAUGAGAGGAGGAUCAAGUUGUUGUCUUCUGUUUAGCGGAAUAGCCUGCGCAUUCUUUUUAGACCGCUUGAAUAAUUUUAAUACACUGCAAUUGAAUAUGGUGUGAUUCGUUAUUUCAAGCCACCGUACCAUUCUUGCCUGUGUGAUCGGUCGGGUCAGUCGCA